CAAUCAAUCAAUGCAUCCACAAUUCCUGUGCUACCUUGCUGAAAGCUUUCAUGGGGAGCAAGCUUCUGUCGUGGGCCCGAAUGCACGAGUUAUGUGCUUCCAUACCGUGAUUUCCAAGUCUCGACACUUUGUACCUGGAUCAUGAUUGCGGCGGGGCAUCAUCGACGAAUGUGAUGUGGCGUAUCCCGUGGUUGUGUCUGGACUAGGGAGAGUGCCAGUAUCGGGAUUGGCAUCAUGAUACGGAUCCCUUGGGCUCGGCUCAACUUUCAUGCAUGAUUCACGAAGAUGCGGAAGCGAUGGUCCAGGAUUUCCUGACGAAAGCGCUCCCAAUUCAGAGGGACAGUUCGGCACGGUCGCCAUCCUCGCUGAUCAGGCUGCCAUGGGAAAUUAGCGAGCUUAUUGCUAUGCAGCUGACCACAAAUGAUGCCCUAUCGCUUCGUCUCUGCUCGAGUGUGUUUCUGCCGCUUCUACACAGUCGUUGGUUUUGGCGACCCCGUUUCUGUGGGCACGCAGAGCGGAGCUACUACUUUGAGGGUAUAGAACUCCAGACACUACCUGACCUCAUCUCGGCCUCCAAAAACCUCUCCAAGAUGGAGAUGGAACAUACGGCCGGCGUACUGCAAAGAACGCGAGUCUGGAGCCUAGUCGCACAAUUUUCAGACUUGGCGAGGCUUAAGCUUCCAAGCCCGAUUCACAUUCUACCCGCACCGCCCGAUAUCGAAAUUGAAUGGUUCCACGUUUCCGGUACCAUUUGUCCCGACAAGCUACAAUUGAAUCUGCUGCUAGGCUGCAAAACUUUAUUUGGAUGCCAGGCUACGCUGAGACAAGAGCCAGCUAAAGUGACUGUGUUUAUCUGCCUGCCGGGAAAAUUGAAUUACGUCUGUGGCUUACUUUUCCAAUGGCGCGAUGGGCCAACAUUGAUGAUGGGCUAUUGCAACUCGACGACUUUCACAACUAUCGAUAUUCGUUCGCUUGCCGGUUUCGUCGUUGCUGUUGGUCUCAAGCGCAUACAUGCCAUCAAACUCGUCGAUAAUGACGGCAAAGCGUCGCCAUGGGCUGGUCGGCCGGGUUAAGCCCUCAUCACGGAGCGACUCCUUCGUAAUUUUCCUCCGGAAGCUCUAGAAGUAGACUUUGAUGGUUUCAAGAUGGUCAGGAUCGGGAUUGGCAUUGCACGCGGCGGGACCAAAGAAUCAAGCCCCCUCCGACAGGAUGCUCUGUGGUACCCGAGCCCGCCUGCAGAGUCCGUGCAAUUGAAUGACCACUUGUUCAC
This is a messenger RNA of Dissoconium aciculare CBS 342.82, 1270 nucleotides long. RefSeq lists its product as uncharacterized. Gene Ontology annotation, molecular function: protein binding. The transcript is spliced from 2 exons. Bases 273 to 1073 code for a protein of 266 amino acids. The record is from RefSeq and is a predicted model, not a curated record. NCBI's taxonomy places the organism in Eukaryota, Fungi, Ascomycota, Dothideomycetes, Mycosphaerellales, Dissoconiaceae.